AUGCUUGCCAUCCGUCCAGCAAUCUGUAGGGCGAGCAAGAGGGUUCAGGUUAGCCGAAUCCCUGCGAGGGGGCUCGCGACCGCCAGCAGCCCAAUUCACCAGCCGCCCCGCGACAACUACGUGAAGCUCGUGGAGGUCGGUCCUCGCGACGGGCUGCAGAACGAAAAGAAGACGAUACCCCUUGCCACCAAGGUCGAUUUGAUUGAAAGGCUCGCCAAAACGGGCGUCUCUACGAUUGAAGGCGGCAGUUUCGUCUCUCCUAAAUGGGUUCCUCAGAUGGCCAAUUCAAGCGACAUCCUCGAGCACAUCCUGAAACGAAACAUCUCCUCCCCAUUGCAGCAAACAUCAUACUCGUUCCUCACCCCGAACAUAAAGGGACUGCAAAACGCCCAGGAGCUGCUGGCGAAGUACCCCGGCGCUUUCGCAUCGCAGCUCCAGCCAUCAGCAGACACAUCAAAGCCCGCCGUCGAAAUUGCCGUCUUUGCGGCCGCGACCGAGUCCUUUUCCAGAAAGAACCUCAACUGCGACAUUGCGACAUCACUCGACCGUUUCCGUGAGGUCAUCCGCGAUGCCAAGGCCGCCGGUCUCCGCGUCCGCGCAUACGUUUCCGUCGUCCUCGGCUGCCCCUUCGAGGGCUAUGACGUCGACCCGCACAAGGUGGCCGAGAUAUCUACGGAACUGUUGGAGUCGGGGGCCGACGAGGUUUCGCUGGGAGACACCACCGGCAUGGGCACGGCUCCACGGACGAAGGAACUGCUGAACUGUAUGAGAGCUGCGGGCAUCAGGAAUGAGGAUAUUGCCAUGCACUUUCACGACACGUACGGCCAGGCGCUGGUGAACACGGCCGUUUCUUUGGAACACGGCAUUCGCACGUUUGACAGCAGUGUUGGUGGGCUUGGAGGAUGUCCGUACAGCCCUGGUGCUACCGGCAACGUGUCCACAGAGAACAUGAUUUACUUUAUCGAAAGUUUGGGCAUGGAGACUGGCAUUGAUCUGGAUGCCAUGUCGGAUAUCGGUGCUUGGAUCACGGGCGAGCUGGGAAAGGCCAACGACAGCACUGUUGGCAAGGCGGUAUUAGGAGCCAGAGAUCGUGAAGAGGCGGCGUAA
Messenger RNA from Colletotrichum graminicola M1.001, 1107 nucleotides. RefSeq lists its product as uncharacterized. The record is from RefSeq and is a predicted model, not a curated record. Gene Ontology annotation, biological process: ketone body biosynthetic process; L-leucine catabolic process. The coding region runs from base 1 to 1107 and encodes 368 amino acids. Gene Ontology annotation, molecular function: hydroxymethylglutaryl-CoA lyase activity. The transcript is spliced from 2 exons. Lineage: Eukaryota; Fungi; Ascomycota; Sordariomycetes; Glomerellales; Glomerellaceae.